Messenger RNA from Silurus meridionalis, 2842 nucleotides. It is a transcript of the gene amotl2b, whose product is annotated as angiomotin like 2b. NCBI's taxonomy places the organism in Eukaryota, Metazoa, Chordata, Actinopteri, Siluriformes, Siluridae. The coding region runs from base 204 to 2048 and encodes 614 amino acids. Gene Ontology annotation, biological process: regulation of cell migration; actin cytoskeleton organization; establishment of cell polarity involved in ameboidal cell migration. The transcript has 10 exons. Gene Ontology annotation, cellular component: cytoplasmic vesicle; bicellular tight junction; plasma membrane. The record is from RefSeq and is a predicted model, not a curated record.
GCGGUUCCCGGAGCUUCAGUCGCUGGUCUUCAGUUCUGCGCCACAACAGGAGAUAAAUAGCAGAGGAAAUUGUUCCACACACACCUGUCGGAUUGUUUAUAAACACGCUUUAAAGUCAACACAGGACCUGUGACCCGAUGUGAGAAGAAAUAUUCAGGUGUCUGCACUGAUCCAAACGAUUCUUCAUUAUCAUCCUGUAGAAAAUGCGAACGGAGGAGGUGUCUAGCACAGUGCUGCACCGCCUGAUCCAGGAGCAGCUGCGUUACGGAAACCCAACGGACACUCGUACCCUUCUGGCAAUCCAGCAGCAGGCCCUACGGAGCACAGUGACCGGAGGAACCGGAAGCCCACGCUCCUCUUCAGACAGCCUCUCCCAGGAGGAACGUCAGGAACCUCAGGGCCAAGAGCACCACGCCGAAUUCCAGCAUUCAGAAAUCUAUCUACCUUACCACCAUGAGCAGCUUCCCACGUACGAGGAGGCUAAAGCGAAUUUGCAGUGGGGCCAGGACAGGACAAUUUACUCGAAGGAAGACCUGAAUCCGAGCCACGCCAGGACUCUCAGCGAGCGUCUCAUGCAGCUCUCGCUUCAGCGCAAAGACGUCGGUGCGAAGCCCUUCGCCACGAGCUCUUCAAGCAGCUACCCUCAGAUAACCGACAAUCAACUGAAACAGCAUCACGUGGAAUUUCAGCCUUCCACGUCCACGUCUGUUCAUGCUCACGAGUUCUACCAGAAACCCCCACCACCUUUCCAUUCCCAACACACCAGACUCCCACCUGUGCCUUCACCUGAAGCACGCCACGUUUACUGCAGCGCGCCCCCUGCUGGCCGGGAGGUCUCCUCACAAAUGGAGCUGCUGAUCAAGGAGAAUGAGAGGUUGAAACAGGAGCUGGAAGGACACACCGAAAUGGCAGUCAGGAUUCAGAAGCUGGAGCAGGAAAUCCAGAGGAUCUCUGAGGCUUAUGAAACUUUGAUGCAGGGCUGCGUGAAAAGAGAGACUCUGGAGCAGACGCUCAGGAAUAAACUGACGGCCGAAAUCAAGAGGCUUGAGGAUGUUAACACGGAGCUCAUAGAUGGUUUGGAGAGCAGCAGCAUCCAGGCAGCGAAAGACGUGAAAGCUGCAGAUCGUAACGAGCAGGUCAUUGCCAAACUCCGCCUUCAGAAUGAAGAGCAGAAGCUGCAGAAUGCACGACUGGAGCGUGAAGUGCAGCUCCUGCGUGAGGAGGCAAGUUCAGCGCAGGAGCGCAGCCAGCAGCUGCAGGUUGAGCUGCACAGAAAGAGCGCAUACGUGGAGCGGGUGGAGCGUCUGCAGGGGGCACUUGCUCAGUUACAAGCCACCUGUGAGAAGAGAGAAGGUCUGGAGCUUCGUCUGCGCACACGGCUCGAAGCGGAACUGCGUUCACACAGGAACAAGCAGAGGCAGAACCAGACGUGUCCCAGCAUCUCGCCGUCCUCGGCGAACGCGAGCACCCUGCUGGAGCGCCUAAGGGAACGAGAGGAACGUAUUCUGGCCCUGGAGGCCGAUAUGAUGCGCUGGGAGCAGAAAUACCUGGAGGAGAAAACCAUGUUGGAGUUUGCCAUGGACACAGCAGCCACCGCUGCAGCUCAAAGAGACGCCACCAUCAUCAACAACCGCUCACCGUACAACUACACCAAGGAUCUACCUCAUGCUGAGAUCCAGAACCAGGAAGUAGAGAACAGGAUUCGUGCUCUGCGCGGCCAGAUCAUGGAGAAGGACGCCGUCAUCAGCGUGCUUCAUUAUCGGCUCCAGCAGGAACAGGACAAAAGCGGAGUUGCUGAAGGUGUCGAUGUGGGCGUGUCCAUGAGUUGCUCCACCAACUCCAGUUCCUCUGAAGAUCAGACAGGAACCAUAGCGAGGUUUUCCUGUGGUGCUGAUGCAGCAUGUAAAACCAGAGGCGGGGCUGAGACACACACACCUCCUACAACAGAGCACCAAGGCAGCAGUCUGGAGAGCAGUAAGAGGAAAGCUGUGAAUCCAUUCAGAGGUCUGGACAGUGUGGAAGCUGAGGCAGUGGAAAUCUUCAUCUGAGUGCUGAUGGCACAGGAACGCUGUGAAAUGAAGAGAAAAACGAGGUGUCGAGGUGUACAGAGGAUCUGAAGCUGAGCUAAGAUCUCACCUCUGGACCACUUACACUCUCUGAACUCAAGGUGGAGGUGUUGCGUUGGACUUGGAGAAGGUGAACUGUUUGAGGAUGUUACAUUGGAGUUUAGAGGAAUCAUUUCUACAUGGCAGGUCCAGCGUCUGCUGAGUCCGAGGCUUCAGUUGCAUAAUGUCAGGCAACACGUUAGCUCCGCCUCCCUGGCGCAUUACGGCUCCGCCCCUCUCUCUCGCGCUCUUUUUUUUUUUUUCUUAAAAUGAAGGUCACGCUCUCAUCAUUGAUCAUCACACUGACAUUCUAUAUGAUUUUUUUUCCUUCAGGCUGUUUUUCACACCUUCACUGUGCAUUCCUCUUUCAUUCUCUUUCUCUCUUUCAUUCUCUCUCUCUUUCUCUCUUCCUCUUUCUUCUUUUUUUAUACGUUUUUUUUAUUUUUACCCAGAACUGUGGGAUUGUAGGAUUUCCCCGGCGUGCGAUGCUCCUGCUGGUCGGUGUGUCGUACGGUAUGUGACUCGGAGCUGUGUUUCUCCUCGUGCAGCUGAUGAUGAUGAUGAUGAUGUUUUGAUGAUGAAGAUUAAUAUAUUAAUUAUUUUAUAUAAAUGAUCGAAUACCAUAAAACUGUUUUCUCCCGUGUCUCGUAAAAAACCCAGCGCUGAUGAUGUGAACGUUCUGGAACAUUUCACACACGUAAACGUAAAUAAAUAAAUAAAUGUGAUAAUAUAUUGAA